UGUCUGUCUGCAGAAUAAGUGGAGAGGGUGUAUUCUUGCUUCGGGGUUAGUUUACAUUGAGAAGUUGUUAGAAUUUCUCUAAUUCCAUCCCUUUCAAUCACCUCCUGCACCUUGAAAGGACCAACAAUAAACAGAUUCUCCUCUCCUCCUGGAUCCCAAUGAUCCCAUUGUUGGACAGGCCUUCACCUUGUCAUCAUCGACUAAUGGGACAAUGGAAGAAGAGAGCCAGGACUGUGUCAGAGUGUCUGACAGCUCAGCUGAGGCCAUGGAGGAGUUAAGCAUCACAGAAUGUAGAGUAGUGGACCAGAGCCUGUGUACUACUGAUCCUCCCAUGAGGUCUCUUGAAAACUUUGAAGCAGAAAUCUACGAUCAUGAGGGCAAGGGAGCAUACAGGUUCCAGUGCCCCAGUGCAGGUCUGUUCCAGUGCAGUAUAACAGGCCUGGUGUUCAGGAUGGAGGGAGAGGGAGAGGUUCUCUAUAGGACAGUCCACUGGGACAUGAGGCUUCUAUUCCAGGGUGGAAAGAGGCCUGCAGGACCCCUGUUCAACAUCGACUGCCCUCAGAAGUCUGUCUGUCAACUACACCUCCCACACUGUCAGAUUCAUUCUGAAGAGGAUGCUCAGGCCUAUCCUCCUGCAGAAGAGGAUGCUCAGGCCUAUCCUCCUGCAGAAGAGGAUGCUCAGGUCUAUCCUCCUGCAGAAGAGGAUGCUCAGGCCUAUCCUCCUGCAGAAGAGGAUGCUCAGGCCUAUCCUCCUGCAGAAGAGGAUGCUCAGGCCUAUCCUCCUGCAGAAGAGGAUGCUCAGGCCUAUCCUCCUGCAGAAGAGGAUGCUCAGGCCUAUCCUCCUGCAGAAGAGGAUGCUCAGGCCUAUCCUCCUGCAGAAGAGGAUGCUCAGGCCUAUCCUCCUGCAGAAGAGGAUGCUCAGGCCUAUCCUCCUGCAGAAGAGGAUGCUCAGGCCUAUCCUCCUGCAGAAGAGGAUGCUCAGGCCUAACCUCCUGCAGAAGAGGAUGCUCAGGCCUAUCCUCCCGGGGAAGAGUUACGAAAUCAGCCCUUUGAAACAGCUGUUUUCUUAUAAGAGAAAAUGCGUACCUUUAAAAACAAUAUGUUACUUCUCCAUGUAUCUAUGAAACAUCCAGCACAACUAACUACAUGUCAUUUGGGAUUCCACACCUGUAAAUGUAAUUUGCCUGAUGACUCGCUAGUGGAGAAGGAGUCUCAUUUCAUACAAGCGCAUUUGUUUCCACAUUCCCUCUUCAAUUACCUUUGACCUUUUUCAGAAGGAGGUGAGGAGAGGAUGCGAGGAAUUGAGGAAAUCCAAUUGAGUUUCUGUUUCUUUCCUAGAUGGUGGAUGUGACUUCCUGUCUGUAGCCCAUGUGACUGAUGACAACGUGGAGUUUCUCCCCCCCAUGAGACAACAGACACACAUGUCAUAAUAAACAUCACUGGAUCCUCUGCUUAUGGUGAUGUCACAGAUGAUGACACUGAUGAUGAUGCUCCCAUCUCUCCUAUCCAGGGGCUUGUGUUGUUGUUCUACCAACCGUUUCUCUCUGAAGAGCGGUCCAUCCUGAAUGUGUUGUUGCUUCGCAGAAAUGUUGUGAUCAGGGAGGUGCAAGAGGAGAGGAAGAGGAGGAAUGGAGACAAAGAAACCUUCAUUGGAUCAAAUCCUCACUAUAAUCUAACCCAGAAGAAAGCAUACAUCCUCUCCACAGAUAUUACAGAUGGAUAUAGGACAGCAGAAUUUAUGGAUUUCCAGUCCUAUGAAAACUACUUCCCCACAUUUCAGUUGUUCUUGCUGACUGUUGUUGAAGAGUUUGAUCUCAGCACUGAAAAUGAAUGGGAGAGACGUGUCUGGCUUCCAGCUCCUGUCCAGGUCCAUCAUCAUGGGCCUGUGGCACCAGUACCAGCAGCUUCUGCCCAGGUCCAGCAUCAUGGGCCUGUGGCACCAGUACCAGCAGCUUCUGCCCAGGUCCAGCAUCAUGGGCCUGUGGCACCAGUACCAGCAGCUUCUGCCCAGGUCCAGCAUCAUGGGCCUGUGGCACCAGUACCAGCAGCUUCUGCCCAGGUCCAGCAUCAUGGGCCUGUGGCACCAGUACCAGCAGCUUCUGUCCAGGUCCAGCAUCAUGGGCCUGUGGCACCAGUACCAGCAACUCCUGUCCAGGUCCAGCAUCAUGGGCCUGUGGCACCAGUACCAGCAGCUCCUGUCCAGGUCCAGCAUCAUGGGCCUGUGGCACCAGUACCAGCAGCUUCUGUCCAGGUCCAGCAUCAUGGGCCUGUGGCACCAGUACCAGCAACUCCUGUCCAGGUCCAGCAUCAUGGGCCUGUGGCACCAGUACCAGCAGCUCCUGUCCAGGUCCAGCAUCAUGGGCCUGUGGCACCAGUACCAGCAGCUCCUGUCCAGGUCCAGCAUCAUGGGCCUGUGGCACCAGUACCAGCAGCUCCUGUCCAGGUCCAGCAUCAUGGGCCUGUGGCACCAGUACCAGCAGCUCCUGUCCAGGUCCAGCCUCAUGGGCCUGUGGCACCAGUACCAGCAGGCCCCGCCCAGGUCCAACCUCAUGGGCCUGCAGCUCCUACUGCUGUUGUCCGUCCAUCUCUCCGUGAAGAUAAUCAAAUCAGCGGCUUCCAAAUAAACAUUUAAUGAAAAGUAUCUUAAAGGAGCAAUCUGUGAUUUAGUAGAGCUGGGAAUUUCCAGGAACCUCACAAUACAAUACUUAGGUGCCAAUACGAUAUGUAUUGCGAUUCUAUACUGAACAAAAAUGGAAACGCAACAAAAAUGUAAGCGAAACAAGAACCCCCAAAUUUUAUGCACAAAUUUGUUUCCUUCCCAGUUAGUGAGCAUGUCUUGUUUGAUAGGAUAAUCCAGCCACGUGACAGAUGUGGCUUAUCAAGAAGUAGAUUAAACAGCAUGGUCAUUACACAGGUGCACCUUGUGCUGGGGACAAAAGCCCACUCUAAAAUAUGCCGUUUUGAUGCACAACACUACAGAUGUCUCAAUUUUUGUGGGUGGGUACAAUUGGCAUGCUGCCUGCAGGGAUGUCCACCAGAGCUGUUGCCAGAGAAUUUUAUGAUUGUUUCUCAGCCAUAAGCUGACUCCAACAUUGUUUUAGAGAUUUUGGCAGUAUGUUCAACCGGCCUCACAACCUCCUACAAAGUGUAACCAUGCCAGCCCAGGGCCUCCACAUCCGGUCUCAUCAUCUGAGACCAGCCAUCCGGACAGCUGAGGAAACUGAUGAGCAUUUUUGUCUGUAAUCAGUCCUUUUUGUGGAGGAAAAACUCAUUUUGAUUGGCUGGACAUGGCUCCUAAGUGGGUGGGCCUAUGCCCACCCAUGUCUGCGCCCCUGCCCAAUAGUGAAAUCUAUAGAUUAGAGACUAAAUAAUUAAUUUCAGUUGACUGAUUUCCUAAUAUAUCAGAUAUUUUAUACACCAGGGUUGUGCUCAAUUCAGAAUUUGGGAAUUGACUCCCAUUCCACUCAUGAGUUGAAAUUAAAUUUCAAUUGGCCACAACACAGGAUGUAGAAUAUGAAUUUGCGUGACAGGAAGUAUAAUUUAAUUCAGUGUAAUUCAAAGAAAUUUCACUCGGUCACAGAACAUGAGUUUCAUUGAAUCUGACAGGUCACACUUCCAGAUACCAAAGAAUAUAUCACUUUUCUCUGGAAACAAUGUUCAUUAUACUCUAUUAACCUUAGUACUUAGAAUAGACCAUUAUAUUUCCACCAACCAUUUCAUUUGUUUGGCUUAUUCUUGAAGGCUUUAAGGUACAUUUGUGCAUUAGACUAAUGCAUUGUGGGAAAUGUAUUUUCCCCAUAUUGAACAACAUUUAAGUGAUUAAUGAAAUAUAACUACAGGUUUUGUUUUCCUUGUUUUCAUUCAUUUUAAGAGUUUGUCCUGAAAAUCAAUUGUUUCAUCAUAUUUUAUAUGCAUGUAUAUAACAUGUUUGGUAUUUUAUUUACAAGAUGUAUAUUUGUAUAGACUACAACCAUAGAAUCGAAUAGGCAUUUGAAUAUUACUGAAUUCAACUCUAUUUCCUUGAAUUGCAAUUCGGUAUCCUGCUUAUUAAUUAAAGUUCAUGAAUUGAAUUUAUGAGCCAUUCUAAAUUCAAUUCUGAAUUGACCACAAGUCUGUUAUACACUACAGUACAUAUUUCCCUGAGUGAAAUGACUCCCUGACAUUCAGGCUGAUUAAAGCUGGAAUCCUUAAUGGUUAAACAGCCACGUCCAUUUGCAAUAUUACAAACAAGCUGUAAACAACAACACUGUUUUCCCCUUGAACAUCCUUUUAUGCACAAUAGAGGAGCACAAUAUUCACUUUAACUAUUUUUACCACGCUACGCGACGCUCCUAUGCUACGCGACGCUCCUAUGCUACUCGACGCUCCUAUGCUACGCGACGCUCUGUUGCUAGGCAACAAAAACAACUGGUGGGGCGGACAGUGGGGCUGCUUCCCCCUACUGCUGAUACACAGUAUUUGUAAUCUCAAUUGAAUUGAGGGAGAUGAAAUAGAUUCAUGCAAUUACAAAACACUAUACCAGAUAUUUAAACACUACACAAUAUGACAUCUUUCCCUGAGAGUGAAAUGAGUCCCUGAGAUUCAGCCUGAUUAAGUCUGUAAUGGCAGAGAAGUCAAACAUAAAGGACACAGUCCUUAUCUCAAGAGUUGCUCCUAUUUCUCCUGAUCAAUCACAAAACGAGACUAGUCCCUAUUGUUGGAAAAUGUCAUUCAUUUUAAAAGAUGCUCUUAAAAAUACCAUUAUAUAAACAUAUACUCUAUAUCUAAACAGAGAUAUAUCUGGUGUUCAGCCAGUACAGCUGUCCAGUACAAGUCAGUAGAUGUUAAGUCUCACAUGUUGUUGUCUGAGACCUGUCCAAGAUGAUUCAACAUUCGCCAGAUAGAAAUUCAAAAAUCUUGUUGUUUAUAGCCAGUGUACCAGAGUAACACAGGUAGGUUGUCUGGUAGACAGUAGCCCUGAUCUUGUAGUCUGUAGCCAGUGUACCAGAGUAACACAGGUAGGUUGUCUGGUAGACAGUAGCCCUGAUCUUGUAGUCUGUAGCCAGUGUACCAGAGUAACACAGGUAGGUUGUCUGGUAGACAGUAGCCCUGAUCUUGUAGUCUGUAGCCAGUGUACCAGAGUAACACAGGUAGGUUGUCUGGUAGACAGUAGCCCUGAUCUUGUAGUCUGCAGCCAGUGUACCAGAGUAACACAGGUAGGUUGUCUGGUAGACAGUAGCCCUGAUCUUGUAGUCUAUAGCCAGUGUACCAGAGUAACACAGGUAGGUUGUCUGGUAGACAGUAGCCCUGAUCUUGUAGUCUGUAGCCAGUGUACCAGAGUAACACAGGUAGGUUGUCUGGUAGACAGUGGCCCUGAUCUUAUAGUCUGUUGCCAGUGUACCAGAGUAACACAGGUAGGUUGUCUGGUAGACAGUAGCCCUGAUCUUGUAGUCUGUAGCCAGUGUAUCAGAGUAACACAGGUAGGUUGUCUGGUAGACAGUAGCCCUGAUCUUGUAGUCUGUAGCCAGUGUACCAGAGUAACACAGGUAGGUUGUCUGGUAGACAGUAGCCCUGAUCUUGUAGUCUGCAGCCAGUGUACCAGAGUAACACAGGUAGGUUGUCUGGUAGACAGUAGCCCUGAUCUUGUAGUCUAUAGCCAGUGUACCAGAGUAACACAGGUAGGUUGUCUGGUAGACAGUAGCCCUGAUCUUGUAGUCUGUAGCCAGUGUACCAGAGUAACACAGGUAGGUUGUCUGGUAGACAGUAGCCCUGAUCUUAUAGUCUGUUGCCAGUGUACCAGAGUAACACAGGUAGGUUGUCUGGUAGACAGUAGCCCUGAUCUUAUAGUCUGUUGCCAGUGUACCAGAGUAACACAGGUAGGUUGUCUGGUAGACAGUAGCCCUGAUCUUGUAGUCUAUAGCCAGUGUACCAGAGUAACACAGGUAGGUUGUCUGGUAGACAGUAGCCCUGAUCUUGUAGUCUGUAGCCAGUGUACCAGAGUAACACAGGUAGGUUGUCUGGUAGACAGUAGCCCUGAUCUUGUAGUCUGUAGCCAGUGUACUAGAGUAACACAGGUAGGUUGUCUGGUAGACAGUAGCCCUGAUCUUGUAGUCUGCAGCCAGUGUACCAGAGUAACACAGGUAGGUUGUCUGGUAGACAGUAGCCCUGAUCUUGUAGUCUGUAGCCAGUGUACCAGAGUAACACAGGUAGGUUGUCUGGUAGACAGUAGCCCUGAUCUUGUAGUCUGUAGCCAGUGUACCAGAGUAACACAGGUAGGUUGUCUGGUAGACAGUAGCCCUGAUCUUGUAGUCUGUAGCCAGUGUACCAGAGUAACACAGGUAGGUUGUCUGGUAGACAGUAGCCCUGAUCUUGUAGUCUGUAGCCAGUGUACCAGAGUAACACAGGUAGGUUGUCUGGUAGACAGUAGCCAUGAUCUUGUAGUCUGUAGCCAGUGUACCAGAGUAACACAGGUAGGUUGUCUGGUAGACAGUAGCCCUGAUCUUGUAGUCUGUAGCCAGUGUACCAGAGUAACACAGGUGGGUUGUCUGGUAGACAGUAGCCUCACAGGGAUGUCACCUUGCCUGAGACCUGGGGCUUGUAUAGCAAACUACAGACUGAUAUGGUGUCCAAUCACAUUACACACCAACCACCUCUGAUCAGGAUGGCUCCUCCUCAAAGUGUUGCUCUCUGUCUCUGAUAAAUGUUUUGAUAUUUUAUGAGGUUGUGAGGUGGUAUCCAUGGCUACCUCUCAGUCUGUCUGUCUCUCUCAGGUCAUUUAUUAGUAGUAUAGUGAUACAUCUCCUGAUGUUGUACUGCUCUCUGUCUCUCUGUAGAACUCCUCCUGGGCUUCAUCCCCUUUCCUCACCACCAUGUCCAGCAGGGCUUGGUUCUGUAGGGCCUUGGUGGAUUUACUGACCACCUCCUCCCUCUCCUCGUCAAUCAGAACGCCACGAUUCUGGAGAUGCUGGAAUAAGUGCUGUAAGGGCUAUUUAAGUUCUGAAUGUCUGUUACCUGGCAGCCAGACAAGUCUGUUCCAUACAAGUUCAUCACCUUCCUUUUCUUUCAGAAGCAGAUCAACUUCUUUAACUAUAGUUUGUAAGAACAACUGAAAUGUGGGGUAGUAGUAGUUUUCAUAGGAAUCACAUUUCACAAACUCUGCUUUCUGAAAGAAAAAGACAUUACUAGUCAGUGAAAUGAUAAGUGAGAAUGAAAUGAAAAAUGGCAGUAAUAAAAAAAUAUUUUAUUGAAAUAUA
This is a messenger RNA of Oncorhynchus kisutch (coho salmon), 7232 nucleotides long. RefSeq lists its product as uncharacterized. Lineage: Eukaryota; Metazoa; Chordata; Actinopteri; Salmoniformes; Salmonidae. The record is from RefSeq and is a predicted model, not a curated record. The coding region runs from base 1827 to 2624 and encodes 265 amino acids. The transcript has 8 exons.